Strongylus vulgaris is the source of this 207-nucleotide messenger RNA. The record is from the annotation of a GenBank genome assembly. Lineage: Eukaryota; Metazoa; Nematoda; Chromadorea; Rhabditida; Strongylidae.
UUGCAGAAAGUUCUGAGCAAUCAGUUACUUGUGUCUUAUAUCCCAUGCGUAUCCUCAUUUGAAAAAGAUCUAAAGAAGGCUGGACCACAAGGACCGCUUCGAUUUGGAAAACGACGUGAUGGUCCGUCUGGUCCACUACGUUUCGGCAAGCGAUCAUUAUCCAACUCAAACCCGAUCGCACAACAACCAUACUAUUACCUUCUGUAG